Molecule: messenger RNA, 1324 nt
Organism: Jaculus jaculus (lesser Egyptian jerboa)
Lineage: Eukaryota; Metazoa; Chordata; Mammalia; Rodentia; Dipodidae
Gene: Psmd4
Product: proteasome 26S subunit ubiquitin receptor, non-ATPase 4
Exons: 10
Coding region: 66-1208 (380 amino acids)
Biological process (GO): proteasome-mediated ubiquitin-dependent protein catabolic process
Cellular component (GO): nucleus; proteasome regulatory particle, base subcomplex; cytosol
Molecular function (GO): polyubiquitin modification-dependent protein binding
Source: RefSeq, a predicted model, not a curated record
CGCCGGGCCAUUCGGAGGACCUGUUGUUCAGCGGUCGGACGCUCCCCUGCAAGGAAGGUGGCAAGAUGGUGUUGGAGAGCACUAUGGUCUGUGUGGACAACAGUGAGUACAUGCGGAAUGGAGACUUCCUACCCACCCGGUUACAGGCCCAACAAGAUGCCGUCAACAUCGUAUGCCACUCAAAGACCCGCAGCAACCCUGAGAACAAUGUGGGCCUCAUCACCUUGGCCAAUGACUGUGAAGUGCUGACCACACUUACCCCAGACACCGGUCGCAUCCUCUCCAAGCUCCACACGGUCCAACCCAAGGGCAAGAUCACCUUCUGCACUGGCAUCCGCGUGGCCCAUCUGGCUCUGAAGCACCGGCAGGGCAAGAAUCACAAGAUGCGCAUCGUCGCCUUUGUGGGCAGCCCCGUGGAGGACAACGAGAAGGACCUGGUAAAACUUGCCAAACGCCUGAAGAAAGAAAAAGUGAAUGUUGAUAUCAUCAAUUUUGGGGAAGAGGAGGUGAACACGGAGAAGCUGACGGCCUUCGUGAGCGCGCUGAACGGCAAGGACGGAACCGGCUCUCGCCUGGUGACGGUUCCUCCGGGGCCGAGCUUGGCCGACGCGCUCAUCAGUUCUCCCAUUCUGGCUGGGGAAGGCGGUGCCAUGCUGGGUCUUGGUGCCAGUGACUUUGAAUUUGGAGUGGAUCCCAGUGCUGACCCUGAGCUGGCCCUGGCCCUUCGGGUCUCCAUGGAGGAGCAGCGGCAGCGGCAGGAGGAGGAGGCGCGGCGCGCGGCGGCAGCUUCUGCGGCCGAGGCCGGGAUUCCUGCGGCUGCGGCUGAAGGUGAAAGAGACUCAGACGAUGCUCUGCUGAAGAUGACCAUCAGCCAGCAGGAGUAUGGCCGCACUGGGCUCCCUGAUCUGAGCAGCAUGACUGAGGAAGAGCAGAUUGCCUAUGCCAUGCAGAUGUCUCUACAAGGAGCAGAGUUUGCUCAAGCAGAAUCAGCGGACAUUGAUGCCAGCUCAGCCAUGGACACCUCUGAACCAGCCAAGGAGGAGGAGGAUUACGAUGUGAUGCAGGACCCAGAGUUCCUUCAGAGUGUCCUUGAGAACCUUCCAGGUGUGGAUCCCAACAAUGAAGCCAUUCGCAAUGCCAUGGGCUCUCUGGCCUCCCAGGCCACUAAGGAUGGCAAGAAGGACAAGAAAGAGGAAGAGCAGAAGUGAGGCUGUGCAGGGGUAGAUGGCCGGAUCUGCUCCGGGGACUGCGUGUGAUGGAGCAGCAUACAGACUUAGAUGUGUUACCUGCAACUUUUACAACCUAAUAAAGCCUGGCAAGUUUU